Molecule: messenger RNA, 1718 nt
Organism: Aegilops tauschii subsp. strangulata
Lineage: Eukaryota; Viridiplantae; Streptophyta; Magnoliopsida; Poales; Poaceae
Product: UDP-glycosyltransferase 88B1
Molecular function (GO): UDP-glucosyltransferase activity
Source: RefSeq, a predicted model, not a curated record
ACAACCAUCGAUCGAAGCAUCGCUCGUCACACCACGAGGUUUUUCUGCUUUAAGAUUGAGAUGCUCUGUGUCGUCACGAGUUCAUACUCUCCCUGAGUGUGCGUGAGAGAGAGAGAGAGAGAGAGAGAGAGAGAGAGAGAGAGACCAUGGAGAAGAAGACGGUCGUUCUGUACCCGGGCCUCUCCGUGAGCCACUUCGUCCCGAUGAUGCGGCUCGCGGGGCCCCUCCUCGACCACGGCUACGCCGUCUCCGUCGCGCUCAUCGAUACCGGCGUCAAGCAGGUCAUCGCCUUCAACACCGUCGUCGGCCGCGUCGCCGCCUCCAUGCCGUCCGUCCGCUUCCACACUCUCCCGGCCGUGGAGGACCCGCCCAAGCUGGCCCAGGACGGGCAGUUCGUGCUCACGUACCUCCACCUCGUGAGCCGCUACAACGAGCGCCUCCACGACUUCCUAUGCUCCAUGCGCGUCCAUGCCGUGGUCGUCGACUCCCUGUCCAAUGCGGCGCUCGCCGUCGUCAAGAGGCUCGGGAUCCCCGGGUACACCUUGUUCACUUCCAGCGCCGCCACCUUCGUCGCCUUCGCCCAGCUCCCUACGGUCCUCGCAGAGAGCGGUGCGAGCUUCAAGGAGCUAGGAGACACCCCUCUCGAGCUCUUCGGCCUUCCGCCCAUGCCGGCUUCGCACCUGUCGGGCGAUGUGCUCGAGGACCCGGAGAGCGACACAUACAAGGCGAUGAUGGCCUUGCUGUGCCGGAUCCCAGAGGCCGACGGCACGCUGGUGAAUACGUUCGAGUCGCUGGAGGCUCGUGCGGUGGCUGCUCUCAGGGACCCUCGGUGUGUCCCCGGCCGGGCAUUGCCUCCGGUGUACUGCAUCGGUCCAUUUGUCGGCAGCAUCGCCGACGCCGAGGCAAAAGAGCGGCACGAUUGCCUCGCCUGGCUAGACAGCCAACCGGACGGCAGCGUCGUGUUCCUCUGCUUCGGGAGCAUAGGCACUGGAAACCACUCCGCGGAGCAGCUCAGGGAGAUCGCCGUCGGCCUCGACAAGUCCGGCCACCGCUUCUUGUGGGUUGUGCGAGCCCCCGCCAGCAACGACCCGGAGAAGCCACACGACCCCAGUGCCGACCCGGACCUCAACGCGCUCAUGCCGGACGGGUUCAUGGAGCGAACCAACGGCCGUGGCCUCGUGGUCAAGCUGUGGGCGCCACAGGUGGACGUCCUCCGCCACAGGGCCACGGGGGCGUUCGUGACGCACUGCGGGUGGAAUUCGGUGCUGGAGGGCGUCACGGCAGGCGUGCCAAUGCUGUGCUGGCCACUGUACUCGGAGCAGAAGAUGAACAAGGUGCACAUGGUGGGGGACAUGGGGAUCGCCGCGGAGAUGGUCGGGUGGCAGCAGGGGCUGGUCAAGGCCGGCGAGGUGGAGGCCAAGGUAAGGCUUGUGAUGGAGUCCGAGGAGGGUAGGGAGCUCAGGGCGCGAGCGGCGGCGUACAGGGAAGCCGCGGCUGUGGCUUGCAACGACGGCGGGUCGUCGCGCUUGGCGUUUGCCCAGUUCCUGGCGGACGUGGCCAGCCGGCAGGAUCGAGCUUGCAGCGAGUAAGUGAUGCAUGAGCUUGGCAUGCCGUACAUGUUGCAUCAGUAUGGGACUGCGUGUAUUUAUCUUUUUCUUUUUCGUUUGGAAGAGCUAGCACCGUAUGUUUGUGUGCAAUAAUCCUACAUCUGCACCAUC